UCAGUGUCCAAAAGCACAACUUUCAUACAUUUCAACAGAUAUUGGGAAUAAGGAAGAGAUAUAAAGUCCGGCUGGUAUCUGGUUCACAGCUCGUUUUUCCAACUUACCUACUCCCCUUUCCUGACUCAUUGAUCACGUAGUAUUCUCCUCAAUCGUCAUGGCACCUCCAGCAUCUCUUACCACUAAACCUCUCAGCAGGACGGGACGACAAAUACCCGCUCUCGGAUUCGGAUUGAUGGGCCUGAGUGCGGUCUAUGGGCCUGUUGAGUAUAUUUCCCGUUCUAUAUGUUCUCAAACUCACAAUAGCGUUCAUACUGACACUCACUUCCCUAGCAAUGACGAAGAACGCUUGGCAGUUCUGGACCGUGCCUGGGAGCUCGGCUACACAAAUUGGGACACAGCCAAUGCCUACGGUGACAGCGAGGUCCUGAUCGGGAAGUGGUUCAAGCUACAUCCGGAGCGUCGGGCUGACAUAUUUCUCGCAACAAAGUUUGGACUGAGAGCCGGAGUUAACGAUAAGGGCGAGUGGAAAAUGUGGGCUGAUAAUAGUCCCGAGUUCUUCAAUGAGUGCCUCGAGGGAAGUUUGCAGAAGAUGGGCGUUGAUUACGUUGAUCUUUACUACGCCCAUCGUCUUGACACCAAGGUACCUGUCGAGAAGACGAUGGAGUUGAUGGCCAAGGCUAAGCAAGAUGGCAAAAUCAAAGCCAUCGGCAUCUCCGAAUGCGCCGCCAGCAAUAUCCGCCGAGCCUACGCUGUCGCCCCCGUCGACGCCAUCCAGGUUGAGUACAAUCCAUUCACAUUGGAUAUCGAGAAACAAGAUAUACUCUCCACGUGCCGUGAGCUUGGAAUCACCAUCUUCGCGUACUCACCUCUGGGUCGUGGCUUUUUGACAGGUCAGAUCAAGAGCAGUGAUGACUUUGCGCCUGACGACCUCCGCCGCAUGUUGCCUCGCUUUAGCCCUGAGAACUUUUCGAAGAACCUAGUCCUAGUUGAACGUCUUAAGACACUUGCAGAUAAGAAGGGCUGCACGUCGGGUCAGUUGGUGCUCGCGUGGCUGUCGGCGCAGGGCGAGGAUAUUAUCCCAAUUCCUGGGACGAAGAAGAUUAAGUAUAUGGAGGAGAAUGUUGGCUCACUAAAAGUGCAGCUCUCCAAGGAGGAGGUUCAGAAGAUCAGGGAUGAGGUCGAGAAGGCUGAGGUUGCGGGUCAUCGAAACCCGCCGGGUUUGUUCAAUGAGUAUUCGGUUACUGUUGAGCUUUGAGGUGUCACAUCCGGAUAGGGAUCCAUAGGAACAAGCCUUAGUGGAAAAGAAAUCCCAAACUUCAUCGGAGCCUAUCCCUUACAUAAAUAUUGGUACAUAUGCUAGCAAUUCCAAUGCCAACGAAAGUGAAGCAGUUGUCCCAAAAGAUCUGGACGGAUGGCG
Messenger RNA from Fusarium oxysporum Fo47, 1420 nucleotides. RefSeq names its product NADP-dependent oxidoreductase domain-containing protein. The record is from RefSeq and is a predicted model, not a curated record. NCBI's taxonomy places the organism in Eukaryota, Fungi, Ascomycota, Sordariomycetes, Hypocreales, Nectriaceae. The transcript is spliced from 2 exons. Gene Ontology annotation, cellular component: cytoplasm. Bases 158 to 1258 code for a protein of 366 amino acids.